AUGGCGACGGGCGCCUUGCCAGCGGCACUUGCAUCCCUGACGCUGCUGAUCGAAACCGCCGCGCGACGACGAGAUCUCACUGUUUAUGUCUGUACCCAGGCCGUGCGCAUUGUCUUGGCCAAGCUUCAUGCCCAGGGCACCCUGCCAACGCUUCCCCACGCCAAUCUGGUGGCUCUUUCCACGGCGCUGGGCUUGCUGCACCAACAACGGGCUCACGGCACAUCACGUGGCCUCACACACUCUCUUCUCGCCGUUCUCAAUCCCGAGCCGGGACAGGAAUGGUGGCAGCGUGUACCACGCCUCAGCCAUGCUAUCCAGCAAGUGCGCCCUGCUCUGCUUCGUUACCUGCUGCGGCCCCUUCACGUGCGGCCCGCCCUGGAGCAACAAUUGGCGCACGUCCUCGAGACCUCGGCGAUGGGCGCACUCACGGGCGUGGCCCUCAAGCUCGGACUGAAACUCGUGCAACACUUGCAUCAGAGCAGCCCUCGGGCCGGCCAAGCCGCUGGACGAUCCCUUCCUCUCAUCCGUGUGCUGGCGCUUUACCCUGCGCUUUUCAAAGCCACCGAGCUCCUGCUCGGUCAUUUUCGCGGUCAUCACAGUGAUGCCUCAUCACGAGCUGCACUAGCCGGCGGUGUCGCGACGCUGGCCCUGCACAAGACGGUGAGCCCGGCUUUGAGCGCCUACUUUCUGGGCAAGGCUCUAGACGGUCGCUUUGAUUGUGCCCGUACGGACACGGGCCAGGACGUGGCUCUCUUUGCUUCAGCCGCGGCCGUGAUUGUCCAUUUUGCAAUUUUUGAGCCACAGCGCUUGCCGGCAAGCUACAACAUGUUUCUCAACAAGGUCACGGGUGCCCACACACCGCACGCUCCACAAACACACACUCAAGCUCCCUCACCUCACCGCCACACACACAUACGCAGACAGAGGGAGGAUGCGAUAAAGAGCGUGGGGGCGAAGAAGCGAAAGGCGAGAAAGCCACGUUUGGCACUGCAGCAACGGACGCCGGCAGCCGAAGCUCAGCUGCUUUCCGAACGAUUUCUGUCCUUUGUUGAUCAUGGCAGCUACAACGCCAUUGCCGUGUCGAGCGCCGCUGCAGACGGCCACAGCCUGGAUUCCAAUGCCGGAACGCCGACCACCACGGUGUUUCUUCGCAUUCGCCCCAAAGUGCGCCAGGCCGCGGUUCAAGACACGGGCGAGGACGACCCGGACAUUAUUCAAGCUGUCGAGAACACGGUGAUCUUUGACGAUGUCAAGUGCCCUGACAAGGAAGAGCGCUUCAAGCCUUACACGUUUGACCGUGUCUUCCAACCUGGCUUGGCUCAAGCUGACGUCUUUGACCAGGCAUUGCAGCCAUACCUGCGACAUUUCGUCGCUGGCUUUAACGUUUGUCUAUUUUGCUACGGUCAAACGGGCUCUGGCAAAACCCACACGAU
Molecule: messenger RNA, 1433 nt
Organism: Monosiga brevicollis MX1
Lineage: Eukaryota; Choanoflagellata; Craspedida; Salpingoecidae
Exons: 9
Biological process (GO): microtubule-based movement
Molecular function (GO): microtubule binding; ATP binding; microtubule motor activity
Source: RefSeq, a predicted model, not a curated record